AUGGCUGCUUCUCACGUUCGGCUGCUUGAGCUCAAGACACUCCUCGAAGAUGACGAGCUAGAAUUACCAGGCACUCAACUGUAUAUCGACGAGUCCAAAACAUGGGCCGCCCAAAGAAAUAGGAACCCAAAAAUCCUCAUUCGGCCUAGAUCCGUGGAGCGGUUGGCACAGAUCCUGGCAUAUCUAAAUAAUGCCGAGUUGGACUUUGCAGUUAGGUCUGGCGGUGUUGGCUCAAGCUCAGCAAAGGACGUUCUGAUCAGUCUGACGGCCUUUGACGGGUUUGAAUUUGACCCUAGCACGGAGACUAUCACCAUUGGUGCCGGCCAGACAUGGGGCGACGUGGACCAGAAGCUGGAGAAAGAGAGCGGAGGUUACGCUGCUUUGAGCGUGCGCUGCUCUUUCGUCGGUGUCGGCGGCAGUGUUGUAGCAGGCGGUAUCUCUUGGGCGUCUUCAGAGUUCGGGCUCGCUUCUGACCCGCAGAACCUGCUCGACGCACAAGUCGUCACCGUCGACGGGCGGGUGUUGUGGGCUUCUUCAGAGCCGGAGUUGUUGUGGGCUCUGCGCGGCGGUGGAGGUGGCUUUGCCGGCAGGUCAGUCGUCGUUAGCCUAAAGUUGCGAGUGCACAAAUACACCGACUCAAUCUACACAGGAAACAUUCUCUUCCCGAACGACUCGCUCGCGGAACUUGCCAAAACCGUGUCGGAAUUCACGCGUCGGACGCAAGAUCCCAAGAUGGCGAUGCAUCUCUUUUGCCUCGAUCUGGCCCAUGCAGCUCUUACCGGACAGAAUCCUGCCCCGGGCAUCCUGAUCGUGGUGUACGACGCCAACGGCGAAGCGCACGGCCGCAGCGACGAAGGCUUCGGCUGGGCUUUGAAGAUCAAAGGUGCGGUGGACAACACCAGGUCCAUGACUUUCGCCGAAGCAAAUCAGCAGCAAGGCGAAGUGGCCAUGGGCAUGACGAACAGCUGGAUGUCCGGCGCAACGAUUCCGCACCUGGACGAAGAGAUGAUCCUCCGCUCCUGGAGAUGGUUCAACGAGCUGCUCGCGAAAGACCCUCGACAGAGCGCCGGAGCCUUUGUUUUGAUCGAGAUAAUGCAGCCCCCCGCAUUCUCCUCCAUAUCCUCCCGCACGGAUACAGCCUGGCCGCACACGAACAACAGACACAUCCUGCAGCUGGGGACGGGCUCGUUUCCUGGCUCUCUAGAGUCUGACGCUCUCUCGCUCAAGGCUCUCGCGGACGCGCCCUUUGAGAUCAGCCGGACGCAUACCAAUGCCGACUAUAUCCCGAACUUCAUCGAGUCGUUCAAUGAUAUCGAAGCGAUUUUCGGCGAUAAUUAUCCUCGCUUGAAGGAGAUCAAGAAGCGGUAUGAUCCGAAGGGGAGGCUUGGGGUCCGCUUUGCUUGA
This is a messenger RNA of Fonsecaea multimorphosa CBS 102226, 1404 nucleotides long. RefSeq lists its product as uncharacterized. The transcript has 6 exons. Gene Ontology annotation, molecular function: oxidoreductase activity; FAD binding. The coding region runs from base 1 to 1404 and encodes 467 amino acids. Lineage: Eukaryota; Fungi; Ascomycota; Eurotiomycetes; Chaetothyriales; Herpotrichiellaceae. The record is from RefSeq and is a predicted model, not a curated record.